GCUGCGACCAGGCCGGCCCCACCUGACUCACGACCAAAUCAUUCACUGUCGUCUAUCCAUUCAUCAUUUCCACGCUUACGUUUUAAUAUUCUCCUCCUCAGUAGUGCGCGCAGUCCUGUGAUUUCUCCAACCUCCCCUUCCAGCCAUUGUUUGCACCAUCGAAAGAGUGUUAGGGAUGGGGUUUCUGAGGAAGGAGUACCAGUUCCUCUCGGAGAUUGGCCUCGGCCCACGGAAUCCCGGCUGCUAUCUGAACGGCUCAUGGAGAGGGAGCGGACCCUUGGUCGCCUCGUUGAAUCCCGCUAAUAACGAGGUUAUUGCCGAAGUGAUGGAGGCCUCAAUGGAUGACUACGAGGAAGGGAUGAAGGCCUGUUUUGAUGCUUCUAAGAUAUGGAUGCAGUUACCAGCUCCAAAGAGGGGCGACAUUGUUAGGCAGAUUGGAGAUGCAUUGAGAGCUAGACUCCAGCACCUUGGUAGGCUUGUCUCACUUGAGAUGGGAAAAAUAUUACCUGAAGGGAUUGGUGAAGUUCAAGAAAUUAUUGAUAUGUGUGAUUUUGCAGUUGGGUUGAGUCGGCAACUAAAUGGAUCGGUGAUACCUUCAGAACGUCCAAAUCACAUGAUGUUGGAGAUUUGGAAUCCCUUAGGUGUAGUGGGUGUUAUUACCGCGUUCAACUUCCCAUGUGCUGUGCUUGGAUGGAAUGCCUGUAUUGCGCUGGUAUGUGGAAACUGCGUUGUAUGGAAAGGUGCACCAACAACCCCACUAAUCACUAUUGCAAUGACUGAACUAAUUGCUGGAGUUUUGGAGAAGAACAAUUUACCAGGUGCUAUUUUCACAGCAUUUUGUGGAGGUGCUGAAAUUGGUCAAGCAAUAGCUCGCGACAUACGAUUACCUCUUGUAUCAUUUACUGGAAGUUCGAAGGUUGGCCUUAUGGUUCAGCAGACAGUUAAUGAGAGAUUUGGAAAAUGUUUGCUUGAACUUAGUGGGAACAAUGCAAUAAUUGUCAUGGAUGAUGCAGACAUACAACUUGCUGUCCGCUCAGUCCUGUUUGCUGCUGUUGGUACUGCUGGACAACGCUGCACAACUUGCAGGAGGCUGCUACUUCAUGAAGGCAUAUACCAAGAAUUUCUGGAUCAACUGCUUGCAGUAUAUCAGCAAGUUAAAAUAGGGGAUCCAUUGGAUAAUGGUACCUUACUAGGACCACUGCAUACUCCUGUUUCCAAGGAGAACUUCAUAAAAGGCAUCGAAGUCAUUAAAUCUCAGGGAGGAAAAGUACUUACUGGAGGAUAUGCCAUAGAAUCUAAAGGAAACUUUGUGCAACCUACAAUAGUUGAGAUAUCUUCUGACGCAGAAGUUGUCAAGGAAGAGUUAUUUGGUCCUGUCCUUUAUGCCAUGAAAUUCAAGACAUUGAAAGAUGCGAUAGAAAUAAAUAACUCAGUGCCUCAAGGUCUAAGUAGCUCCAUAUUCACUCGGAGGCCAGAGGUCAUCUUCAAAUGGAUUGGGCCACUUGGCAGUGACUGUGGCAUUGUAAAUGUUAACAUCCCAACAAAUGGCGCUGAAAUUGGUGGCGCUUUUGGCGGUGAAAAGGCCACUGGUGGUGGUCGAGAAGCAGGAAGCGACUCAUGGAAGCAAUACAUGCGACGCUCUACUUGCACAAUCAACUAUGGAAGUGAGCUGCCGCUAGCUCAAGGAAUCAACUUCGGGUAGUCCCAACUAUCUUCAGGUCAGCUUUUCUUUAUUCUUCAAUGAGCAAUACU
Dendrobium catenatum is the source of this 1752-nucleotide messenger RNA. RefSeq names its product aldehyde dehydrogenase family 7 member B4. The transcript is spliced from 14 exons. Bases 176 to 1702 code for a protein of 508 amino acids. The record is from RefSeq and is a predicted model, not a curated record. NCBI's taxonomy places the organism in Eukaryota, Viridiplantae, Streptophyta, Magnoliopsida, Asparagales, Orchidaceae. Gene Ontology annotation, molecular function: aldehyde dehydrogenase (NAD+) activity.